UGCACAUGCAAAGCCAGGCAGCAAACGGAUUGGAGUGCUAUAGCUGUGUGGAUGAAGAGGGCGCUGGUGCUGGGUGCGCCAACCAAACCAUCUCUAAAGUGCAGUGCACUGGCAUCCAUAGCAUGUGCCUGGAAGGGAUUGGCAACAGCCGUAAAGCUGGGAAAGAUGUGAGCUUAGUGACUUUCAAAGGCUGUGCUUCCCCUGCCAUGUGCCAAAGCUCUCUCUUGGCCUUAGUGCAAGAACUGGACAACACCGAUAUCAUAUGCUGCCAAGGGAAUCUCUGCAAUGACCGCAUUGUAGAUGGUGUGAUCACACAACCCAGAGUCCCUGCUGAUAGCCCUGAAUACUUUGAGGAAGUAGGUUGUGCCGCACUCAGCCCCACACCAUCUGGGCCCAGACCAAAUCUUGAUUGCUUCUAUUCGAAUGAGGUGGAAGAUGGUAACAUGGUGGCACACUCGCCUACUGGUGAGGUCCCAUCUCCUAAAAACCACACUGAUGAGGAGACUGUAUACAUUGCUGAUGAAAAGGAAGCUAGUGAGAAUUUUGUUAAUGAGAGUAAUGCCCGGCCAUCUUCCCACCAUGACCACACAAUUGCAGGUGGAAAUCCGUAUGAAGAGAAUCUUCUUGGAGAUUCUUCCGAAAGCAACGGCACUACCCCUACAGGUGUUUCAAACUCUGAGCAUGGUUCUUCAGGCAGUUCCUCAGCAAUAAUGAACUUGGACACAAGCAAUUCAAGUGCCAGACCCACCUCUUCUGGCCAUCACAGUGGUGUUGCGGUGCUGAUACCUUUCAUUAUUCCCAAGAGGAACACUACUACCACUGCUACCACUUCCUCCGCCCUUGAGACAAGUGUCUCCAAAGAGGUCUUGGCAGCUUCUGGCAAUGAGAAUGACGUAGAAAGUGAAGAAUGUGAGGCAGAAGAGGAGGACAUUGCCACUGGGAAACACUUCGUGGCUGCCAGUGCGAAUGACCAUGAAGAUUCUCCUUCCACCCACCUUGCAUCCUCUUUUCAUGAAAGUGGAACCCCCCAAAAUACCUCCAGUUCUGCUGAAGACACUCCCAAUGCUAGUGUCUUUGUCAGAGAAGGAAACAGUGAUGAAUCAGAAUCCUAUUCAUCUUCCACUGAAAACACACAUAAUGUUUCUGUUUUAACUGCAGAGGAACAUGGAUCUCCUCAUUUUCCUGUCACUGAUACCUCAGGAAGCACCAGCAGGGAGGGCGACCACGGAGCAACUGGUGGUGAAAGCGCUGUUGUUGAUAAUAGUAUUCCCGUAUCAGCUCCCACCAGCAAUGGUGCAACUUCAGAUGGCAUAGCCAGCUAUAUUCUUCCCAUCCCUCCCAUCACAUCUCAAGAUAACAGCUUUUUCCUCACAGAAGGCACGGGCAAAGCAGAUGCUUCCGCAGCAGCAAACACCAACGUGACCAACUCCAUCAACAGUCCUGGAAUGGGCCUUGUUGCAGGAGCUGGUACUUCCCGUCCCAAAACCAAGAUUCCAUGCAAACGGCCAGGGUCUCAGAACCCACCUGGAGUGAACCGGGUGUCUUCAUCUGGAACAGGCAGCCCAGGCACAGAAGAAGACACUGUGAGGAAUGCCAGCACCUCGUUCUACAGUAACGCUAAAAGUCCAGAACGCAAUGCAGCAGGAAAAGUCAAUCCUGCGAGUGGAGCUGUUGGCCUCACCUCUAAUGUGGGGCUUUUCUCACUCACUCUUCUGUUAGCUGCCCUAACGUGCUUAGUUUGUUGAGGCAGAGGGGAGAGAAUCUUCAUUGAUUGAGACCCAGGGAUUUGGAUUUUGUCCCAACCCUUUUCAAGAAAGAACUUAGGAACUUGGUGGUUCACACUUCCACAGAGCUUACAAAAGAGGGAGGGUGGAAUUUGCCACUGAGGUGCUAGAUUAAAAUUUGGCAAACUUCAGUUUUGUACGACAGAGUGUGUGUAUGUUUAUUUGUAUGUAGGCGAGAAUGUACUGUACAAAAACGUAUAAGAAGGGAAUGGUAUUUUGCCCCCUUCUGUAAGGAACAGGAUCAACAUGCCAAAUCUUUCAUAAACCUUAUGUGCUCUGUAAGGCUGAGCAAAUAUUCAAUAAGAGGAUCUGAUUCAAAGGGGAUAGGGCUGAAUCUGAUGCUGACUCUGGGUUAAUUCAGCUUCAGAUGUUUCUGCAUAUGCACCAAAAUGGCCUUUCUUCUAACCAAAUCAACCCAUUUGGAUGCGUCACUUUGGACAUCCAAAAUAGCGGUUUUUC
Messenger RNA from Candoia aspera, 2243 nucleotides. Its product is annotated as mucin-19-like. The coding region runs from base 6 to 1745 and encodes 579 amino acids. Gene Ontology annotation, cellular component: plasma membrane. The transcript is spliced from 2 exons. The record is from RefSeq and is a predicted model, not a curated record. Lineage: Eukaryota; Metazoa; Chordata; Lepidosauria; Squamata; Candoiidae.